Messenger RNA from Fukomys damarensis (Damara mole-rat), 1727 nucleotides. RefSeq names its product PDZ and LIM domain 3 (gene Pdlim3). Gene Ontology annotation, cellular component: filamentous actin; stress fiber; adherens junction. Gene Ontology annotation, molecular function: actin binding; muscle alpha-actinin binding. Lineage: Eukaryota; Metazoa; Chordata; Mammalia; Rodentia; Bathyergidae. The transcript is spliced from 8 exons. The record is from RefSeq and is a predicted model, not a curated record. Gene Ontology annotation, biological process: heart development; actin cytoskeleton organization; muscle structure development. The coding region runs from base 155 to 1243 and encodes 362 amino acids.
CGCGGAGAGCGAUAAAGCUCCCCGCCUGCGCCCCGACAGGACGCUGCCCGGGGAGCAGAGAGGGCUGUCCCACGCGGGACCCUUGCGGCGUGCAAGCCGCCCCUCGCUGCGCCCUGCUCCUAGGCGGCCAAGGCCCCCACCCGAGGAAGGCACGAUGCCCCAGAACGUGGUCCUCCCGGGCCCUGCGCCCUGGGGCUUCAGACUCUCGGGGGGCGUAGACUUCAAUCAGCCCUUGGUCAUCACCAGGAUCACUCCAGGAAGCAAGGCGGCAGCUGCCAACCUCUGUCCUGGCGAUGUCAUCCUGGCUAUUGAUGGCUUUGGUACAGAGUCCAUGACACACGCUGAUGCACAGGACAGGAUUAAGGCUGCAGCACACCAGUUGUGUCUCAAAAUUAACAGGGCAGAAACUCGCUUAUGGUCUCCACAGGUGUCUGAAGAUGGGAAAGCUCAUCCUUUCAAAAUCAACUUAGAAUCAGAGCCACAGGAUGUGAACUACUUUGAACACAAGCACAAUGUUCGGCCCAAACCUUUCAUAAUCCCAGGCCGAAGCAGUGGAUGCAGCACGCCCUCCGGUAUUGAUGGUGGCAGUGGACGUAGCACCCCUUCUUCUGUCAGUACUGUUAGUACCAUUUGCCCAGGUGACUUGAAAGUUGCUGCUAAGAUGGCCCCUAACAUUCCUUUGGAAAUGGAACUUCCGGGUGUGAAGAUUGUACAUGCUCAGUUUAAUACACCUAUGCAGUUGUACUCAGAUGACAAUAUUAUGGAAACACUUCAGGGUCAGGUUUCAACAGCUCUAGGGGAAACACCUUCAAUGAGUGAACCCACAGCCUCCGUACCACCCCAGUCAGAUGUGUACCGCAUGCUCCAUGACAACCGCGAUGAACCUGCUCAGCCUCGCCAGUCAGGCUCCUUCAGGGUGCUCCAGGAGCUAGUGAACGACGAUGACCGCCCUGCUGGGACUCGCAGUGUGAGAGCCCCGGUCACCAAAGUCCAUGGUGGAGCUGGAGGCGCUCAGAGGAUGCCACUCUGUGACAAGUGUGGAAAUGGCAUCGUGGGCGCCGUUGUGAAGGCGCGAGAUAAGUACCGGCAUCCAGAGUGCUUCGUGUGUGCCGACUGUAACCUCAACCUCAAGCAAAAGGGCUACUUCUUCGUGGAGGGGGAGCUGUACUGUGAAGUUCACGCGAGGGCCCGCACGAGGCCCCCAGAGGGCUACGACACAGUCACCCUGUAUCCCAAAGCUUAGGUCCUUUGCAGGAGGGGGCACGCACGCACGCAUGCACACACGUACAUUUACACGAGAGAGAUGUAAGAGGUUUUUGGGCUAGAAGAUGGUGAACCGCAGGCUGCAACUCUACAGCCACGGCUUUUAGACAUUCAUUUAUCUUGUUGUGUAUUGAGAAAAAGAAAUGCAAAUGUCUGCCCUAUGACAAAAACGUGUUUAACUGUGUUUUGCAAUUCUUUUUAUCUUUGGUAAUAGCAGUAAUGACAUUAAAAGCAAUACUUUUUGUAUGUCAUAUGCCACGAUUUACAUUUCUAAUAUGGCCACUCAACGUGUAAACAUCAAGAUAUUAGAGGAAGUUUAGUGUCCUUCCUUGACAGAUUGAUUUUUACAACUGUAGAAAAACUGUAUCAAAUACCAGUCGCAUAUUCUAACAUACUCUGCAGUGGUCUGCAUCUGUUUUAACUGUUAUACUGCAUGUGAGGGAGAAGUUCUCUCUAGGUUCUUA